This is a messenger RNA of Vigna umbellata (rice bean), 1411 nucleotides long. RefSeq names its product adenosine kinase 2-like. Lineage: Eukaryota; Viridiplantae; Streptophyta; Magnoliopsida; Fabales; Fabaceae. Gene Ontology annotation, cellular component: nucleus; cytosol. Gene Ontology annotation, molecular function: adenosine kinase activity. Gene Ontology annotation, biological process: purine nucleobase metabolic process; purine ribonucleoside salvage. The record is from RefSeq and is a predicted model, not a curated record.
CAUGUUCACAUUCGUGUAGAUCUGCAUCUCAUUCGUUCACUCCCACUUUAACCACUCUUUGCAUUUUUCAUAUCUUGGUUUUCUCCUCUCUCGCGUCUAUGGAGUUUGACGGCGUUCUCCUCGGAAUGUGUAACCCUCUCCUCGACAUUUCUGCCGUCGUCGACGAGGAUUUCUUGCAACGAUAUGGUAUCAAGUUGAACGAUGCGAUUCUCGCCGAGGAUAAGCACAAGCCUAUGUAUGAGGAAUUGGCUAGCAAAACUAAUGUGGAGUACAUUGCUGGAGGUGCUACUCAGAAUUCAAUCCGGGUUGCUCAGUGGAUGCUUCAAGCACCUGGUGCCACAGGGUACAUAGGUUGCAUAGGAAAGGACAAAUUUGGGGAGGAGAUGAAGAAGAGAUGUUCACUUGAUGGUGUAAAGGUUCACUAUUAUGAAAUCGACACUGCACCCACGGGAACUUGUGCUGUUUGUGUGGUUGGUGGUGAAAGGUCGCUCGUUGCAAACUUAUCAGCUGCAAAUUGCUAUAAGUCGGAGCAUUUGGUCAAACCAGAAAAUUGGGCCUUAGUUGAAAAGGCAAAGUACUACUAUAUUUCUGGUUUUUUCCUCACCGUGUCUCCCGAUUCCAUUCAAUUAGUUGCUGAACACGCAGCUGCAAAUGGCAAGAUCUUCAUGAUGAACCUUUCCGCUCCCUUUAUCUGCGAGUUCUUCAAGGAUGCACUGUUGAAAGUGCUACCAUAUAUGGACUAUGUUUUUGGAAAUGAGACUGAAGCAAGAACAUUUUCUAAAGUUCAAGGCUGGGAGACUGAUAACGUCGAGGAAAUAGCUUUAAGGAUUUCCAAGUUGCCAAAGGCAUCGGGAACACAUAAAAGGAUUACCGUUAUCACACAAGGUGCAGAUCCUGUCUGUGUUGCCGAGGAUGGGAAAGUGAAAUUGUACCCUGUGAUACUAUUACCUAAAGAGAAAUUAGUUGACACAAAUGGAGCAGGAGAUGCGUUUGUAGGGGGAUUUGUUUCACAAUUGGUUAAGGAGAAGCCCAUUGAAGAAUGCGUGAGGGCUGGGUGUUAUGCAGCCAAUGUUGUCAUCCAAAGGCCUGGCUGCACGUACCCAGCGAAGCCUGAUUUUCAUUGAGUGAUUCCUCCUUUUCUGCCGCUACUAUUAUUUUUUUUAUCAUUGAGAAGGAUUUUAAUUGCCGCACUCUAACUGGUGUGGGUUUUUGAACCCCUGACAGGGAAAAUAGCGUGAAAAUGUUGCAGGAAGAGAUGAAACGAGAAUAAGUUUAUGUAUUUUAAGUUCGAUCAAAGCAUCAAUGCUCAUAUUGCUGUUUAUGAUCGUUAUUUUUCCUUUUUUUGGUUGCGUUUUAUAAUGUAUUUGUAUCCCUAUCAGGUACCUGAGUCUUAAUUAUGUUGGUUGCAUUA